This is a messenger RNA of Limulus polyphemus (Atlantic horseshoe crab), 2195 nucleotides long. RefSeq names its product homocysteine-responsive endoplasmic reticulum-resident ubiquitin-like domain member 2 protein. The record is from RefSeq and is a predicted model, not a curated record. Gene Ontology annotation, biological process: endoplasmic reticulum unfolded protein response. The transcript has 9 exons. Bases 372 to 1475 code for a protein of 367 amino acids. Gene Ontology annotation, molecular function: protein binding. NCBI's taxonomy places the organism in Eukaryota, Metazoa, Arthropoda, Merostomata, Xiphosura, Limulidae.
GUUUAAUUUAGAAUUAUAGUAGGAUAGAACACAGUAAAUAUUACAAGUAAACAGAGUGGCUAGUAUUUGACUAAAUUGGUGAUUUUUUUUAGUAAUUUGUGAGUACGUUAGAAAGUGUAUAUUUGUUGACAGUUUGUUAUUGUUAUGCAAGUUUGAUUUCUCAUCUGAAGUCAUAAUAUUGGUCUUCUUUUAAAGUGCAGCUAUAGAAGAAGAAGAAGAAAAAGAAAACAUUGAUCCAAUUAGUAAGUUAUUCAAGAAAUUGUAAGUCGUCAGAGACUGUUCUCUGUUGUGUUAGCACCUUUCCUGGUUGACUUUGACCCAAAAGUGGAAAGACUUUUCUACACAGGAAAGAGCUUGUUUUUAGCUUGAUCAUGGCUCUUUAUAUAAUCAUUCGUGCACCUAACCAAACAGUCCCUGAUCAGAAGAUAGAAUGUCAGCCUGACUGGACAGUUAAGGACUUGAAAGAUCAUCUUUCUCAAGUAUAUCCAAAUAAACCUAAAAUCCAAGACCAAAGACUGAUUUAUUUUGGUCAUCUACUUCAAGAUCAUUUGAGUGUAAAGGAUAUCUUGAGACCUGAUGCCCAAACUCAUGUGAUCCAUUUAAUUUGUUCACAAAAGGAUGUGGUGAUUUCACAAGCCCCCCCAAAAAUGACUACAACAUCCUCUCAGCCUAUAUCUAAUAGUUCAUCUCCAUCUGGCAAUUUGAACAUAGGUGGUCUGAAUCAUUUACCAUGGGCUGAUGGACUUCACCAAAGAUUCAUGCCAUAUGUUUCUAACAGUGUGUACAGUUCCCCCACCACUUUCCAGUCAGUUCCCAUGAGUCCAGAACAGGCAUACCAGCAUUUCACCACCAUGCAUAACCUUUAUGCUCAAUACAUGGCCCAGUACUUUCAAAAUGUUCAUGCAAGUUCAAGGACUGAGUCGCAAUGGUCCUCUUCCUUUCAUGAAGCCCCAGUAGAUCUGGGAAUGACUGAACAGAACACUGGCCAACCAUUGCCUCUUGCUGAAAACAUGGGAAUGAAUGCUCAGGCUAGGCAGGUUUUCGAAGAACAAGAAGAAGAAGAGUUGGCUCAUAGGGACUGGCUGGAUUACUUUUACAUUUUUAGCCGUGUUUUUAUACUCUUCAGUUUUGUGUUCUUCUAUUCUUCUGUUGAGCGAUUCUUUAUUAUAGCUUUGCUUGGAGUAAUAAUGUUUUUGUACAAGAGAGGGUGGUUUGGCCAGAGAAGACCAGUCAAUCAUCCUAGAGAAGUUAAUGUUGAUCCAGGAGCUGGACUCCCAGAUGACGAAGAAAAUGUUGAACGACAAGCACCUCGUGACAUAUCAUCUGUACAGAAUGAACGUGAAGAGGUCACUACAGAGCAAGACUGGGAGUCAAACCAGCAGUUAUAUUCUCCAUUAGCUACAGCUGUGACAUUCGUCUCAACAUUCUUUUCAUCCAUGAUACCAGAUCAACCUCCUCCUGUUAAUGUUAACUAGAAUUUUUUUCUCCUUGUAAUUGCAGUGUAUUUAAAACAAAACAUUUAGAAAAAAUGGAAUCUAUGAUUCCUGUUUCUAGAAAAUAAUUAGAUAGAGAGAAAUAUGGCAUAUUUUUAAUAGUAACUUCAAAAGAUCUCAACAUGGUAAAAAUUUUCAUACUGAACCAGUAGCUGUUAUCUAUAUUAUUUAAGUAUAUAAAAUGUGUGUGUUUGCAAUAUACAAGUCUGAUAUUUAUGUUUAUGCAAGAAUAAGGUCUUUUUUAUUACUUUGUAAAUAUUUUUGUAGAUCAGUAUAGUUUAUGAACACAAAACAGAAUUUUAUGAGUUUACUUGAAACUCGAGGAAAAGAAGUGAUUAAUAUACAUUAGAUUGUAUUCUUGCAAGAAGUUUGUAGAAUGGGGCUCAGUUUUGUUGUUGUUUUUUCAUUUCCUCAAUAAAUUGCAAACAAUAUGUUGAACUGUGCCUAAAGUUAAAUCUUUUAGUAGUUUCUUUACUAUGAAUGUAUUUGUCCUUAUUACAGUUCUAUUAACACAUAAAUCUGCUUUGUGAUUUCUUGUGGUUUUAUCUAAUAUACAAUCAUAUAAUGCUAGUCUGUCAAAGUUCAUUUGAACAUUCUAAUACAGCUACAGAGCUAUAAAUGUAUUUGUAUAUAGUUACAUGUAUAUAUAUAUGUGUGUGUGUUUAAACCCCAAUAAAACUUGCAACUUUCUUAACUUGUUAA